UCUCCGUGGACGGUUUAACUUUGCCUCUAGAAGUUGAAGAUACCUAUCGUUUGUUUUGUUGUUGUAUUUAAUAAUAUUAUUAAAUGAAUGAUUAAACGAAUCUUUAGUUACCUAAGAUGCGAAAAUAGCGGUGCGCCGUUUACUGUAGUUUCUUCUCGUUUGAGGAGCUCUUGCGCUCUUAGGAACGCGUUGCUAUGACGACGCCAUGGCCGAGCUCAAGCAGCUAGAAGCUCUGCGAAGACAGAACAAACGUUUACUGGAAAAACUCACGAAACAAGCCGAAAUAGUACAUGAAUCGAAGCUGUCGCGCCCGGAUGAGGAGGUCGCGGGUCAAAGCUCCGUGUGUGAAGUGUUUACCGGAUGCAGCGGCCAACGCCGAGCGCCUUUAGCGGAGAGAAACGGAGAUCUGACGGUGACAGGACGCGCGAGCGUGGCGCGAGCUUCAUAUAAACCAAAAACAAAGCUAGAAACCUUUAAAACACCCGGUGAGCGGUUUGAUGGAGAUGGUAAAGUCCCCAUGCCAGAUCAACAUAAACACGACCACACUUCAGCCCUUACCGCGUACAGCAAACUGCUACAGGACACGGGCCACAGGAGAACCACGAGACUGAUACCGCCCAAAACAGCACCUCUUACACAGGAUAAGAUGCAGAGAGAUUUUGAAAGUACAACGUCUUUGUCCCCUGGGCAGGAGAAUGACACUGCAUCAGAGAGACAACGCAUACAGCCUUUACUGGGCUAUGAUUGGAUAGCAGGCCUAGUUGACGUAGAGAGUUCCCUUUCUGAACGCCCAGAGCACUUCUUCAGUGAACUGCAAAGCUUCCGACAGGUCAACCGAGACGAGUGUGUCCACAGCUUACUGUCAGGACCUCCACUUGUUGCUGAUCUUGCGUCUUCUACAGUUAAAGGCGAAGAGCCGCAGGAGCCUGCAGACAUGCAUCAGUGUACAUUUUGCUACAGAAUUAACAGUCGCUUAUUUGCAACCCCACUGGACCCACAAGCUGCAUGUCCAGUGUGCAAGAUGCCCAAAUCAAAUCAACCCCAUACUGAUGCAGAGCCAGCUAUCAUCAGGGUCAGUAUUCCUCGCUCCACUCUGUUGCCGUCAUACAAAUACAAUGCCCAUCGGCGCUGCAGUUUUGACCCCUCUGACAGUCUGGGUUUACCCUCACACUGUUUGUCUGGGUGGUCUAAUCCCACCCUGAACUCUGGCUCUCUGAUGAGCAGUCUGGAUCUACGGGGUUCCCUGACAACACCAGCAGCUGGGUCAACCCUGUCCUGUUCAAACAAUAAACUGCUUUUGCACGGCAGCUGCCCCAGUAAUUGUGCCAAUAGUGGUGCCGAAGGAUGCUCCGGCGAGAAGUACUUACGACAGGGACGCCCGGGCUGUGAACGCUGCACACAAAGAUGCUCCGCGGAAUAUAAUCAGGUAGAAGUAACUUCAUGCACUUCGGCACAUAAUCGUGUGUGCCACUGCAAACCUGGUUUCUUCUGUACAUACGAGAACAAUUAUGUCACGUUUUGCCAUAAACCGUGUGUUCCAUGUGUGCCCGGCACGUUCUCCAAUGUGUCCUCUUUGAAUCCAUCCUGCACCCCUUAUACAGAUUGUGUCAAAUCUGAAAAGAUGCUGAAAGAGGGUACAACGACAAAAGACAGAGAGUGUGGGCAUGCCAGGACCACGCCCACAAUGAUGACCACACCCACAAUACCAGCCACCCCAUCCAAAAUCAUCAUAGCCCAUUCUCGCACUACAGCCACAACCCCCAGCCACAGCCAUACAGACUUCACAACCAUCAACGCCAUGACGGUCCCCUUCAUCCAAACCAGCAACUCCCUCCCACUGUCACAUCCCAACCCGGAGGCAUCACCAACACAUCGAAUGCAUUCACGGUCUGCGACUGGGACUACUUCUGCAAGUACAGCACCAGGGGGCAAUCUGCAAUUGAAGGAUUCAGACACUAUGUCAAAAGACGGUCUGAUACUAUUGAUGUUACUGAUGAUACUGAUGCUGCUGGUGGCUGCAUUCUGCAUACUGAGAAAAAGCACUGCACUCAAAUCCUUUUACAAAUGGACAGGUUUCAUUUCUGGAAAGCAUGAACAUCCAGAUUGGAGGAAAUGUCAAGAUGCUCACCGUAUUUCAUCGAAUUCCCAAUUCCAGACCAUAGCCCAACUAAGUCGUAGCGUGGAGACCGAGUUACCUCUCUGCAGUGAGGUCAUAGGUCAGAAUAUGGGGGUGACGUCCAAUUCUGGGGGUGGACAGAGGGUCAGCAUGGAGCACAAUGUGAAGGGAGAGAAUGUCAGCAAUACUGUAGGGUCCAUUUACAUCUACUCUCCUGGCACGGUGAUCCUGGGCUCCAACUCGGGUGAUAAAAAGGAAGAUGCAGGAGUCUGCGAGGAAGAUGUUCCUCUCAUAAGUCCACCUCAGCAGGAGUCGACUCCUCCUUCGCAGGAGGUCAGGAUACGAAUGAGCGCACAGGAAGAGGAAGCGACUUUGAGUUUUCCUGUGCCUGCUACUGGAAAGUGAAAACUCAAUUUGUCUAGAAGGUCUUGAGUCAGUUUUUAAAUGGACCACAAUGCUGUCAACUCUUGGGCACUUGAGUCAGAGACCAAGAACUUACAAGCUGAAGGAUGAAAGAUACUUGUAGGCUAGCCCAACUAAGAUUGUGUUGUUAACAGUGUUAAGGGUCAGUUAAGGGUUGUGGGUCAAUUUCCACUGUAAGCCGAAUGUACAAAAUGUGUUAAUGUACAAGAUAGAAAGCGUGAAGUAGGCCUAAUGGAUUUUAAAACAACCAUUUUGCACAUUGAGAAGAAUAUUUAUACUUAGUUUUUAAACGUUUCUAAAUGUUCAAAUAUGUGGCUGAAAUUGCUGCUGUGGAAAAAGUACAGCAUGUUCAGUAUUCAUACACUGUUUGCAUCUCCAAACCAGUUUUUCCUCUUUGCAACGUUUUAUGUCUGCACACCGUCUACAAAUAAGGGUGAGAAAAAUAAGCACAAUGGUGUUUUGCAAUUUAACGUAAACGGUAUAAAACAGCUGUUGUAAAUAUAUUGUUUAAAGUGUAAAUGAAUGGUGAUGUUACUGUGUGAGUUUGUGUUACAUUGUGAGCGUGGGGGUGUUUAAUAUGCAUAUCUAAAAAUAUCUCACCCUUGGAAAGGUCUGAUUUUGCUUAUGUGGGAGGUCAAGGCAGCUUUUACCACACAUCUUGAAUAAAACUGUCUUUUAUUGUUGGUAAAAGUGGCUUUAUAUCCUCUUAAUGGAACUAGAUUCAUAUCACAGUGUGAUCAUUUCAACUGUAUUUAUUUUGUGUUGUUUUACUUGUUUUCGCAAGGCAGUCUGUAUGAAAGUUUUUUUGUAAUAUUUGCUUAAUGUGUGUUUAUUGUUUUUUUUUAUUAAAGAAAACAAUGUCUAUUCAUUUAACUCGUAAAAUGAACUCUGAUGUAUUCU
Molecule: messenger RNA, 3439 nt
Organism: Triplophysa rosa
Lineage: Eukaryota; Metazoa; Chordata; Actinopteri; Cypriniformes; Nemacheilidae
Exons: 16
Coding region: 206-2521 (771 amino acids)
Biological process (GO): negative regulation of G2/M transition of mitotic cell cycle; negative regulation of cell migration
Molecular function (GO): protein binding
Source: RefSeq, a predicted model, not a curated record